CAGCGUAACGAUACAUUGACAAUAAAAUGUAAUCGCUACACUUGAAACUUGGGUGCUCUUUUCAUACAACUCUUUAUCAAAUAUGGGACCUACUGUGCUAAGAUUCUUCUUUUCAACCAUUCUAUUUAGUUUCAGUUAUUCGUAUGAUAUCGAGCCAUGCAUUGCAAAGUAUAACACUACAAGGAAAACAUGCGGUGGUUUGUUUGGAUGGGGUAGUUGCAGAAAAGUAAACACAGAACACGAUCGUUGUUGUGAUGGAUAUUAUGGAGAUGAUAUUGGACCCAAGAAUCCAGUCAAUAAACUUCCCUACGGCUGCAAAAGACCCUUAUGCCGCUACGGACAUUUUGGUUCACCAUGCAACGUCCGCAAUAUUGGGCAUGUUGAACACAGGUCAGGCUAUAUUGAAAGGGACAGCGGUGGAAUUUGUACUGCGCCUUCUGUGUGCAAAUUUUGCAAUGAUGGGUACUAUCCUGUAACGGAACAUGGUGGCUAUUGCAAAGAGUGUCGAAAACCAGACCAUUGCAAACAUCAAUCGUGUAAUUCACCAACACAUGUGAUAUGCAAAUAUUGCGAGGGAGAGUACGUCCCAGAAAAACCUGGGUUUAAUAUUUACACAUCAAAGCCAGAUAAUACGCGCUGUCGAAAAGCGUGUUCUUGGGUGCCAGGUGCUCGAUGCUUUCCGGGGAAAUGUACAGGUUAUAUGCAUUUAGACAAUUGCAAUUGCACUGAAGGCUUCACUGGUUCAGAUUGUGCAGAAGCUACAUCAAAGCAGGCUCCAGAAAUAUUAAAACAAGUUUUGACUUUGAGAGGCUCUAAUAAACCGGCUGUUUUUGUUGAAAAAAGAAUUCCGUCUUCUCCGGUAAAGUGGACAAAUGAUGGGUUUUGGUCUGACAUAGUGAUAAAUGCCUCGUCAAAUUAUGCCAUCAAACACUUUGAUCCAUCGGCUAUUCCGAAUUACAUAAAGAAUUAUUUAUUUGGAAUAAAGGACAUGUCAAUUCAUUUGACGUUGGUGAGAGGUUCUGCUACAGCUAAAUGGAGGCUAGAUGCAUCAGAAUGCACUAAGUUUCCGGAACUAUGUUCAUUGGAUUCCCAAUCGUCGAUAACUAGUAUAAAUGAUUGGCAAGACAUAUUUCAUGGAGGUUUUAUGCAUUCAGAUAGGAUACAGUUUACGGUAUCUGCUAAAAAUGGCGGAGAAAUCCUUUAUGAAGAUAGAUCACGUCUUUAUCACUACUUUAAUAACACUUACCAAAUUCGGGGAAUAACGACAACUGAAACGCUUGAAAUCAGAUUUGAUAUGUUUCCACCCCACCAUUGUUUUGAGACAAAUGACAAAGGCUGUGUAAAAGAUGCUUUACAGACGGAAGAUUUUGUUACGGAGUCACAUGUAUCUGUACAGUGGGAUGGAUGGACUGAUGAUCUUUCAGGCAUUGAUACGUUUGACCUGUACGUUUGGUAUUUGUAUUCAGAAAAUUCCAGUCCCCUUAAACACAAAUAUUUAGUGUCUCAGACAACUGUCAAAUCACCACAGAUCGAUAUAUCAUGGAAUGUUACAUUUGGAGCUGUAGUGUUUAUAGAUUAUGAAACAAUUGGACCAUUUGUUUAUGACUCAUCAAAGCCAGAGUUUACUGGAGAAAUCAGUCUUUCUGUUGAGCACACCGACAGCGAUACUUUUCUGAUCGCUAAAUGGAACAAAGAUGCAUUUACAGAUCACGGAGACCCUUAUGCCUUGAGAUACGAAGUAGCUGUUGGAACAACAAAAAAUGGAAAAGAUAUUCUUCCAUUUCAGCAGUAUUUCCACUGGUGGAAGUUUGUAAAUCGUUUACACCAGCAGACUUGUACAGCUUUUUCAAACGCACUCACUGCCAUGGCACUUACAUGGUGA
Messenger RNA from Ruditapes philippinarum (Manila clam), 1882 nucleotides. RefSeq lists its product as uncharacterized. The coding region runs from base 83 to 1882 and encodes 599 amino acids. The transcript has 13 exons. Lineage: Eukaryota; Metazoa; Mollusca; Bivalvia; Venerida; Veneridae. The record is from RefSeq and is a predicted model, not a curated record.